GGCCUUUUCACGUGUAUUCAUACCAAAAGAAAAUAAAUGGAACAAGCAAAUUUUAGUGAGGUUGCCAAGAAAGCCUUGGAAUUUCGCCGACGUUACUAUCAGUGCCUUGACGAUGUUGAACAACGACAAAGCAUUGUCGAUCUUUAUGCACCGAACGUUCAAAAUUUAUGCGAGUGGAAUGGUCAUCUCUUAGCAGAUCAAAAUUACAUUCAGCAGUACAUUAACCAACUCCCUAAGACGACACAUCAAAUAGACACUGUUGAUGCUCAGCCAUUGCCGGGGAACGAGAAAUCGGAUUCUUUCAUUAUGACAGUUCAUGGUAUAGUGACCUACGACAGAGAACAUCGGCGUGAAUUUUUUCAGAGGUUCGUGAUUCGCUCUAUUAACAACAAAUACUACAUUAUCAACGACUAUUACCGAUGGCUUUCGGAAAAGAACUAAGAUAGUAUGCCGCCUGUAUUGAAGUUCAAUAACAUUUGAUUAACAUAUAUAUAUAUAUAUAUAUGUGUGUGUGUUUGUGUGUAUAUGUGUAUUUACAUGCACAUAAAUCUAAAAUUCUAUUUAAUUGCUGUAAUGGUCAAUUUCGACUUAUUCGGAGUCUAACUGUCCAAAUCUGUUGAUAUGAAUUCAAAGGAAUUGAAAAUUGAUUUAUGGUGAUCUGUCGUUUAACUAAAUACCAUUUGUAAUAAUUCUGAAAUCAUUCCUCAUGUUGAGUUCAUAGAUGAUAAUUCUAUAAAAGAGGAAAAAAAAUAAUUCUAAAUAUUUCAAUCCAUACAGAAGAAGAAAAGAAGUAUGAAUGAGAUGCAAUAACAAGCAAA
Messenger RNA from Phytomonas sp. Hart1, 818 nucleotides. Lineage: Eukaryota; Euglenozoa; Kinetoplastea; Trypanosomatida; Trypanosomatidae. The record is from the annotation of a GenBank genome assembly.